AUGACAGCUGAAAAGACUAUUCCUAUAAUUAAUGGCAAGCCAGAAGAUGCUUUGGACCCAGAAGCCUCAAGCACCAACCUCGUCCACAGCAACGAUAAGAAAGUUCAUGAAAGAGGUCACUGGAACAAUAAGGUUGAAUUUGUGCUUUCUGUGGCAGGGGAGAUUAUUGGGUUGGGAAAUGUAUGGAGAUUCCCAUAUCUUUGCUACAAGAAUGGCGGAGGUGCUUUCCUCAUCCCAUAUGUUGUUUUUUUUAUUUGCUGUGGAAUACCAGUAUUUUUCUUGGAAACGGCCUUGGGACAGUUUACUAGUGAAGGAGGCAUUACAUGCUGGAGGAAAGUUUGCCCUCUAUUUGAAGGCAUUGGAUAUGCUACCCAAGUUAUAGAGGCACAUCUAAAUGUAUAUUACAUCAUCAUUUUAGCAUGGGCUAUCUUCUAUUUGUUUAACUGCUUUACUACAGAGCUUCCUUGGGCUACCUGUGGGCAUGAAUGGAAUACAGAAAACUGUGUGGAAUUUCAAAAACUUAAUAUGAGCAACUGCAGUCAAGUCUCUUUGCAAAAUGCCACUUCUCCAGUGAUGGAGUUCUGGGAACGAAGGGUGCUAGCUAUAUCUGAUGGAAUUGAACAUAUUGGGAAUCUUCGCUGGGAACUUGCACUGUGCCUCCUUGCUGCUUGGACUAUCUGCUAUUUUUGCAUUUGGAAAGGAACAAAGUCUACUGGAAAG
Pelecanus crispus (Dalmatian pelican) is the source of this 720-nucleotide messenger RNA. The record is from RefSeq and is a predicted model, not a curated record. NCBI's taxonomy places the organism in Eukaryota, Metazoa, Chordata, Aves, Pelecaniformes, Pelecanidae.